GCCUAAUAUUAGGUUUGCACAGGGUGUCUCAUCUAUCCGCCCAUUAAGCCUAGCGUCCAUCGCUAUUCGUUUUUCCACCACGUGUGAUCUGUCUGACUUGUGCAACUUCCGGUGUAGCCUGUGAAUUGAUUGCCAACGGGUAAAUAUUCUGCCAGACAAUCAGAAUGAGCAAAACGAGAACAAGGAAGUGUACACGCAUAGCAUAGUACGUCCGUUGCUGUUAAUAUAACAGUGCAGGAGUAAGCUGACGACUUGUUUGUAUGGACGCAACAAUGCAUACUAACAACUCCAGAAACCCGGCUCUGGAUUCUCGCUCUCUGCAUUUUUAUGAAGAUUAGCAUGAUACUCUUCUUCUGCAGACUUCAAGUCGAUGAAAAAACGAACAAGGCCUAUUCGUUUGUCGGCGACGAUUUUCCUCGACUGUUGCCCCUAGCACAGACUAGUCCAGUCCUGAUGGCCUUCGAGGAUUCAGCACAUUAUCAGAUAAACACUGAAGAUGGGAGGGCGGAGUGGGCCAGCCUAACGCCGGGUAACGGGCUCGUUUAUUUGGGGGAACAGCCUGAUCACCCAUUCUCGAUCUCGAUGUUCCACCAAUUGCGUUGCCUCGAUAUCCUACGAGAAAAUAUUGUUGGAGAAAGCAGCAAUGCAGCUCUGAGCCGUCACUGCCUCAACUACUUGCGCCAGAUGAUAAUGUGUCGAGGUGACGCUCAGCUGGAAAACAUAUUAUUAGCAAGCAAGGAAAAUUCAUCCCAACCAUUUUUCGUGCGACCAGGGACAUACGUGUGUAAUAGCUGGAAUUUCGUACUGGAGGAAGUGAGGAAGAACCAGGCUGGAGCUAAGCUCAUGUGGUGAUACUACCUACGAGCAAAGUUACUUUAGUACCUUGCGUAAAGCUUCGGACUCAGCGUAGAAUCAAACUUCGGACGGGCCCCCCACCACGGGACGCACUUUUUGACAGUGUCUCACGAAGGUGUUUGUUUUCGGGCCGAAAAAACCACACAUGCCAUUCUGCAACUCAUCGCGACUUGGUGGCAAAAGGUAGCGCAGUUCAGUUGAAUUGUGGUCGAUCUACAAUGAUUCCCUAGCAAGUUUGGAGGGGAGUUCACAAAUGCGACUCUCCGGCUUUCCGACAGCGCAAGUAAAAAUUGGACUGAGACCGAGUCUUUUUCUGGUGUAGUCAACACGCACCCAAAACGAAAGCCUCAGGUUCGGGAGGCGCUUGUUAUGGUC
Molecule: messenger RNA, 1230 nt
Organism: Suillus subalutaceus
Lineage: Eukaryota; Fungi; Basidiomycota; Agaricomycetes; Boletales; Suillaceae
Exons: 5
Coding region: 328-852 (174 amino acids)
Biological process (GO): mycotoxin biosynthetic process
Source: RefSeq, a predicted model, not a curated record